AACCGAGACUUUUUAUGCUUUAGACAUUCUUAACCCCAUCCCAACUCCGACGUUACAAUUUCAGACUCCCACGUUCAUUCUACUUCUCUUCCACAAAUCCACAUCAACCAUUCGCCACCUCACCCCAUCCACAGGUUAUUGUUGCAUUAAGGGACUAGUUGCAUUAAGGGACUAGUUGGACGGUGUUUGUGGUUCUUGUCGCCAUUGAAAUUAUAGUUGAGAGAUGAGUCAAAAAGGCUUAAUUUAUAGCUUUGUUGCGAAAGGAAAUGUUGUUCUAGCUGAGCACACUUCAUUUUCGGGGAACUUCAGUACCAUUGCUGUGCAAUGCUUGCAGAAGCUUCCUUCUAAUAGCAGCAAGUACACGUACUCAUGUGAUGGCUACACGUUCAACUUUCUUAUAGACAAUAGAUUUGUUUUCCUUCUUGUUGUAGAUGAAUCAGUUGGGAGGGGUGUUCCUUUUGUGUUUCUUGAGAGAGUCAAGGAUGACUUUAAACAGCGUUAUGCUGGCAUUAUCGGAAAUGAUGUUCCACAUCCACUUGCAGACGACGAGGAUGACGACGAUGAUUUAUUUGAAGACCGGUUUAGUAUUGCGUACAAUCUUGACAGAGAAUUUGGGCCAAGGCUCAAAGAUCACAUGCAGUAUUGUAUGAACCAUCCAAAUGAAUUAAGUAAGCUGUCCAAACUGAAGGCUCAAAUAACAGAGGUCAAAGGGGUAAUGAUGGACAAUAUUGAAAAGGUUUUGGAUCGUGGUGAGAAAAUCGAACUCCUGGUGGAUAAAACUGAAAACCUUCAGUUCCAAGCAGAUAGCUUCCAAAGGCAAGGAAGGCAACUGCGACGGAAGAUGUGGUUUCAGAAUCUCCAAAUGAAGCUUAUGGUUGGAGGAGGAAUCCUUGCUCUGAUCAUCAUACUGUGGCUAAUAGCUUGCAGAGGCUUCAAAUGUUGAUGCGACAAAGGUACAUGUAGUAUUUAGGAGUUGAUGCUUGUUCAUUGGGGAUACAAAAGAUUACAGGUUCGUGUAUAUUAAGUACGUGUCUGGAAUGAAUCCUUCUAUCUGUUAGACCUUGUGAUCAAACAGCUGUUUGAUCUUAUCUUACUGUUAUGAUUGUAUUUGUUUUUCCACAAUAAUGAGACGAUUUAAUUUGAUAUGCUUAUGUUCUAGUGGUUGCUGAUUUUAACAUCUGGCAACCUCAACUUCAGGGAAUGUUGAGUAGAUUGUUGAAGCCAUUGUAAAAUAUUCGUUAAACUUUUAUGUUGGUAUGGUUGUGAUU
Molecule: messenger RNA, 1268 nt
Organism: Camellia sinensis
Lineage: Eukaryota; Viridiplantae; Streptophyta; Magnoliopsida; Ericales; Theaceae
Product: vesicle-associated membrane protein 727
Biological process (GO): vesicle-mediated transport
Cellular component (GO): membrane
Source: RefSeq, a predicted model, not a curated record